AUGGCCGCUCCGCCACGGCUCGUCCCGGGAUCCUCCCUGCGCGGCUCCGCCUCCGCCGGGAACCCGGAUCGGGGCGGCGGAGCCGGCACCGCCCGGCACGGCCAGGAUCGGGAUCGGUCCCUGCGGCACCGCCCGGCGGGAUCGGGAUCGGAGUCGGCUCCUCCCGGCACCACGGACCAGCAGGCAGAAGCCCGCGCCUACCUCAGCGAGGAGAUGAUUGCGGAGUUCAAAGCCGCCUUCGACAUGUUUGAUGCUGAUGGCGGUGGAGAUAUCAGCACCAAGGAGUUGGGGACAGUGAUGAGGAUGCUGGGCCAGAACCCCACCAAAGAAGAGUUGGACGCCAUCAUUGAAGAGGUGGACGAGGAUGGCAGCGGUACCAUCGACUUUGAGGAGUUCUUGGUGAUGAUGGUGCGCCAGAUGAAAGAGGAUGCCAAGGGCAAAUCUGAGGAGGAGUUAGCCAACUGCUUCCGCAUCUUCGACCGGAAUGCUGAUGGGUUCAUCGACAUUGAGGAGCUGGGUGAGAUCCUGAGGGCCACCGGGGAGCCUGUCACCGACGAGGACAUAGAGGACAUGAUGAAGGACUCAGACAAGAACAAUGAUGGCCGCAUCGACUUUGAUGAGUUCCUGAAGAUGAUGGAGGGUGUGCAGUAAGGGACCAGACAUUCCUUGGGCCAGCUGCUGCACCCAGCCCUGCUCCCCACUGCCCAGGGAGCAGCAGCUCUGCAGCACCUGGCCCCCAGCAUUGGCUGAGACCCUGCUCUGUGCCAGGGCCUCGGUCUCAUCCCACUGCCGGCGGCUGAGCUUUUCCUCCCAUCUGUCACCUGUG
Pipra filicauda (Wire-tailed manakin) is the source of this 826-nucleotide messenger RNA. RefSeq names its product troponin C2, fast skeletal type (gene TNNC2). Gene Ontology annotation, molecular function: calcium ion binding. The record is from RefSeq and is a predicted model, not a curated record. The transcript has 6 exons. The coding region runs from base 1 to 651 and encodes 216 amino acids. Gene Ontology annotation, cellular component: myosin II complex. NCBI's taxonomy places the organism in Eukaryota, Metazoa, Chordata, Aves, Passeriformes, Pipridae.